Molecule: messenger RNA, 1182 nt
Organism: Caenorhabditis bovis
Lineage: Eukaryota; Metazoa; Nematoda; Chromadorea; Rhabditida; Rhabditidae
Source: the annotation of a GenBank genome assembly
AUGUCAGCACAGCAAGUGCAUCAAUGUUUACAACGUUCGAAUGCGAAAUACAGCGAUUCGGCAAAAAAGGAUAUUUUAGGCGCUCUAAAUCAGUUUAAGGAUAUGGGACCGAUGACAGAAAAUUUCAUGUUUCCUGAUGGAAAGCGAAGAAAUGCUUUUAAGCUAGUUGGUACAAUUCCGAUAAACUACAAGGGUAAUCUCUACAAUAUUCCAAUAUCAGUAAUACUUUGGGAUACUCAUCCAUAUUAUGCGCCUCUUUGUUAUGUAACCCCGACUAGUAAAAUGAUUAUAAAAGAAUCAGAGCAUGUCAAUAAAGAAGGAAAAGUAUUUCUGCCGUAUCUUAAUGAAUGGCGUUUUCCAGGACAUGAUUUAAGUGGAUUACUUCAGAUUAUGACAAUGGUGUUCCAAGAGAAAUGCCCAGUUUUUGCUCGGAAAACAACUGGUUCAACUCCUGUAACAACUUCUUCAAAUAUCACAACACCAUACCCUACAACCCUUCCUUCAAUUCCAACUCCUUAUCCAGCAACAGCAACUUCUACACCAUUUCCUACACCGUAUCCAGCGGUUGGAAAUAGUGGAUAUAACCCGUAUGUAAAUAUUCCAUCGGCUACUCCAUAUCCAUUAGGAUGCGGAUAUCAGCAGCCAGCACCACCACGUCCAAAUCUACCUAGAGGCACAAUUCAACCAGACACAAUUCGAGUUUCGGUUUUAAGUGCAAUUGAAGAAAAAGUGAGAUCAAAAUUGAGAGAUAAGAUGGGUACUAACAGUGCAGAAUUGGCUUCUAUACAAUCUACGGGAGCCGAAUUACGCGAAGGCCAACAAAAACUUAAAAAAGUUCUAGACGAGUUAGAAGGACAGAAAAAGGGAUUGCAAACUGUAGUCGAAUUCUAUUCUACAAAGAAGGAAGAACUUUCGACUGCUCUAAAAUAUGCAGGAGGAUCUGAAUCACCUCCUAUUGACGACGCUAUUGAUGCUGCAACUCCACUUCAUCGACAAAUUGUGCUCAAUUACGCAAAAGAUUUAACGUGUGAUGAUGUUAUUUAUGCACUAGGACAAUCUCUAAAAAGUGGGAAUAUGAACCUUUCGGAGUAUCUUCGUCGAGUUAGAGAUAUUUCGCGUGAACAAUUCAUUUAUCGAGCUACGAUGCAGAAAUGUCGUCGAGUGGCCGGUCUUCCUGUGUGA